UAAAUUUAAUUAUUCAAGUAUGUCAGGGCUUCGUUAUAAAGACAAGAUAACUUUGGUGACAGGAGGAUCUAGAGGAAUUGGCAAAGGAUGUGUGGAGGUCUUCGUUGAAAAUGGUGCACAGGUUGCUUUCUGUUCAAAUGAUGAUGAAGAAGGUAAACAUACAGAAAGAGAUUUGAAUUCUAGGGGACCAGGAGAGUCAUGGUUCAUAUAUGGUGACGUCACGAAAGAACCUGACAUCAAGAACAUUGUUGAGAAGACAAUUGAAAAGUAUGGUAGACUAGACUGUUUAAUCAAUAAUGUUGGAACACAUCCUCCACCACACCCUAUUGAUGAGUUUUCGGCAGAAGAUUUUAGAAAACUUAUUGACCUGAAUGUUGUUAGCUACUUCCUAUUUUCUAAGUAUUCGCUCCCUCAUUUACGAAAAACUGCAGGAAGUAUAAUAAACAUAAGUAGUUUGGUUGGUAACAUUGGCCAGGGUCAAGCAGUCACAUAUUGUGCAACUAAGGGAGCAAUCACUUCGAUGACAAAGGCUCUAGCAAUUGAUGAAGCAAAGUAUAAUGUUCGAGUAAACAGUAUAUCCCCUUCCAAUAUAUGGACUCCAUUGUUUGAUAGUUAUUUGAAAACCUGCCCAGAAUCCGAGGAAGUAAAGAAAGGUUUUGAGAAUAAUCAGUUAUUGGGACGAUUUGGUACAAUACAGGAAGUUGGACACGCAUGUUUAUUUUUAGCUGCUGACGCAACAUUCUGCACAGGAAUCGAAAUUAAUUUGAGUGCUGGUGCUGAAUUAAACUAUGCAAACAAAAAUAUGAGACCGACGACAUCAUGAAACCGUUCCUUAUUUAUAUAGUGUGCUGUAUACUCAUAAAAAAAUUAUGCAAUAUGUUUUCUGAAAGGAUAGUAGUACAUAUAUAUGAGAAGCUUACUUUUAAAACAUAUUGAAUAUGAGUUUAUAAUAGGAAUAUAUCUGCUUAUGAUUCAAACAUUCAUAUCUACAUUUGUAUUUUAAAAAAAAGAUGAAUAAAGUAUGGCAUCACAUAAGAAAAGGACAACCAACGGAAAAUGCUAAAAUGAUCGAUCAUGGGGAGGCUUGUAACACAUUUUUACUCAUAAUAACUUUUCAACACAAUAAUGAAAAUAACAUUAUAUACAUUUGGUGUAUCUGAAGCGCUUUUCUGUAUUUACUUUCGUCAGGGAACGCUUGAAUCCAAAAUAUUGAAAGCAGGGAUGUAUAAAUACUUUACGAGCAACAUGACCAAAAAGGACCUUGAAACAAAAGUCAAAACAGUCUAUGGAUAACUUUGGCAGAGGGAGUUGGAACCUUCAUUAUUGCCACCUAUUUUAAGUUCAAAAUUCUAAGAUUUGUCCAUCUGUUGUGCAGUAAGAAAUAUUAAUGCAAGGGAGUUUAUUAUACAGGAUAUCUCUCUAGAGAUUUGUACAAAUUUAAAUGUAUGGUAUUAAUUGGCAAAAUUUCUUAUUAUUCGUCCAUCUAGACAUUAAUUUGUUUUUUUUUUUUUUCGUUCAGAUGAGAACUUAUAUGAAAUUGAAGCAAACAGAAGGGUGAUUUUUAAACAUUUGGGUUCCUGAUGAAGGUAAAUCCAGAAAAGAGCUUUGGACGAAUGAAAUUUAUAAAAUGUUGUUUUCAGUUUUUGGCAUUUAGAAGUUAUUUGCAAGAAUUUAUGGUACUAAAAAAAUGGAAAACAGUGGUUUUCUUUCGUUCAUUCCUUAGCAUGCAUCAUUGAAUGAAUGGUACUUUUGAUAAUUUUUUUAAGCUGAAUCGAUUUGAUAUUCUUAAAGAAUGAGAACUCAUUGUCUGGCGUAACAAAUUAUAAGCCUGGUAUGUUUGAUGAGUUUUUUUUUAAAUCUGGAUCGAAACAACUACUGGUCUUCUCAGGUGUCACAAGCCCUGUAGUCCACACUUUAUGUUGACAUGAUAUGUCAUUGAUAUGGUCAUUUUAUGUAAUUUUUCUGUUUAUAAAAUGCUGUAUUAUUAGGUAAACAUAUGACGACGGAUAUGCUCCAUUUGUCGUAAACACAAUCCGUCCUCUUACUUCGAAUGUGACAUCAGCAAAUGAGACAUGUUGCCGAACUUUUUCUUACAUUAGCAACACGACAGGUGCAACAUGUGAAACAUGAUCUGAUUAGCCUUCCGUAGCACCUGGGAUCACUCAGUCUUUAGUUUUCUAUGUUGAUUUUUGUAUACUGUAGUUUGUCUUUUGUUCGUAUUUCGUUUUUUGCCAUGACGUUAUCAGUUUGACUUUAACUUUAACACUCAAAGUGUCUGUGCUCGUUUAGAAACGUUUGAAUACUGCAUAUUCUAUGUACUAUGAGAGACAAUCGGAAGAUACCAAAGAGUUGGAAUAUUCUUUUGGUAUCUUCCGAUUGUCUCUUAUAGUAAAGAGAAUAUACAGUAUUUAAACGUUUCUAAACGGGCACUGACACUUUGUAAAGGAAAAGAACGAUAACUCCUAUCAAACGUUCUGUUCGUCAAUAUCUCUGCCCUUAGACGUGGUGCAAGGGCCAAAAUUUCUUCCAAUAGAAGGUUUUCAAAGCUCUUUUUUGCCACAAAGCCGUCAUGGUUGAUAUUUUACAUGAUACGUAUUAUGUGUACUAGUAUAUACUUAUAGUUUCCUGCCAAAAGUAUGUUUAAAAUAUAACUAUAUGUAAUAAACAUGUACAAAUGUAUACAUAUAGAGAAAUUUUACCUGGAAUACGUUUCAUGGACUGUAUGAGGGGACCACUAUGAAAAAUUUGAAUAUGUAAACGAAGGAAAUGUCUUCAUUAACAAAACAAAUUAAGCAUAAUUUUUUAUGAAAGUGUGAAACAAAUGCAAACAUUUUGGAGUUUUUUUCUGGUAAGGGGACGACCAUUUGAUAUUCUGGGGGGGCAGGAGGAUUUUGAAAAUAAAUAACUCAGCCUUGAUAAUCACAAAAAUAAAUGGUUUGUUCUGUGGUAGUUUGAAAAUAAAUGACCUGACUUGCAAUGUAUUGAAAAUAAAUAACUCAGCAGGUCUAAUCGAAAGUAUGAGAUGGCACCAGAUUCUCAGUCAUAAAUUAAUCUUUUUUCCAAAAAAAAAAUCGGGAAACACUUCCCAUAUCUUUUAAUAAUAAAAGUAUAAAUAUUAUUUAAAUAUACUUGAAAUGUCAGAAAAUUGGUUUCAUUUAACUUGAGGUUAAUUGUCUCAGGAACACUUACCUCACUUUUAUUAAAUCAGGGCCGUAACUACAUUGAGACAAAUGCCUCAUGUAGGAAAUUUCAAAACCAAACGCUUGUCUCCAUAUCAAAUUGUGUUCACCGUGAGUGCCUUGCAAGAAGCAAGUUCUGUUCUCCCUCAGACGUAGCCCCUGAUUUUUCGGGAUCAAUAUUUCUUAUUUAUUUGUCUUUUGUUCAUUGAUUGCCCUUCUGUAUUCUGUUAGUGUUGCAUUCAUUUUGUAAUUUAGUAAUUUUAUUAUUAACUUGA
Molecule: messenger RNA, 3454 nt
Organism: Mytilus californianus (California mussel)
Lineage: Eukaryota; Metazoa; Mollusca; Bivalvia; Mytilida; Mytilidae
Product: 17-beta-hydroxysteroid dehydrogenase 14-like
Exons: 9
Coding region: 20-823 (267 amino acids)
Biological process (GO): steroid catabolic process
Cellular component (GO): cytosol
Molecular function (GO): estradiol 17-beta-dehydrogenase [NAD(P)+] activity
Source: RefSeq, a predicted model, not a curated record